Molecule: messenger RNA, 1963 nt
Organism: Solanum dulcamara
Lineage: Eukaryota; Viridiplantae; Streptophyta; Magnoliopsida; Solanales; Solanaceae
Product: UDP-arabinose 4-epimerase 1-like
Exons: 12
Coding region: 327-1580 (417 amino acids)
Biological process (GO): beta-D-galactose catabolic process via UDP-galactose, Leloir pathway
Cellular component (GO): cytosol
Molecular function (GO): UDP-glucose 4-epimerase activity
Source: RefSeq, a predicted model, not a curated record
GUUAUAAACAAAUAAAUACUAUAUAUUAUACAAUAUAAUACGCGCAAGAAGGCCUCAAGGACUUUGUUGUUCAUCAGCACCACCGAUACACUGAACCUUCUCCCUCUUCAUCUCUUGAUCAUUUGGAGUUACUAUAUACUCUCUGAUAUAUGCUUUGUUUUGGAAAUUGAAGCUGAAGGUUUUGGGUGCUCCUUUUGUUCUACAGCUUAAUUGAAAGACUGUUAAUAAUUCCACAUACAAGGAGGGGUCUUAAUUGAUCACCAGUUUCAAACAAUAGGAUUAUCUAUUUUGAUUGUUUGCCUAUUUGGCAUUGAAGAGAUUCUGCAAUGCUAGGCUUGGGCAGGACAAGAGCUCAAACAAGGUCUAGCAGAUCUCUGUCUCUAGGAGGCAUGGAUUAUGCAGACCCAAAGAAGAAGAGCAAUUUCGUGGGUAAAAUUCUUAUGGCUGCUGUGCUAACAGCGCUAUGCAUUCUUAUGCUCAAGCAGUCCCCAACUUUUAAUACCCCAAGUGCAUUCUCUCGCCAUCAACCAGGUGUUAUUCAUGUCUUAGUCACCGGAGGUGCUGGCUACAUUGGUUCCCAUGCAGCAUUACGACUUCUAAAAGAAAAUUAUCGGGUGACGAUAGUGGACAACCUCUCACGAGGAAAUAUUGGAGCUGUAAGGAUUCUGCAAGAAUUAUUUCCUGAACCAGGGAGGCUUCAGUUUAUAUAUGUUGACUUGGGGGAUGCAAAAGCGGUCCGCCAGAUAUUCUCCCAGAAUGCUUUUGAUGCUGUGAUGCAUUUUGCAGCUGUAGCAUAUGUUGGAGAGAGCACACUCGAUCCUCUAAAGUACUAUCACAACAUUACUUCAAAUACUCUCACUGUCUUAGAAGCUAUGUCAGCUCAUGGAGUCCCCACAUUGAUUUACUCUAGUACAUGUGCGACAUAUGGAGAGCCUGAAAAGAUGCCUAUCACUGAAGAAACUCCACAGCUCCCUAUUAAUCCAUAUGGAAAAGCGAAGAAAAUGGCAGAGGAUAUUAUUUUGGAUUUCCAUAAGAACUCAAACAUGGCUGUCAUGAUUUUGAGGUACUUCAAUGUGAUUGGUUCUGAUCCAGAGGGAAGACUAGGAGAAGCUCCUCGGCCUGAACUUCGUGAACAUGGGCGAAUUUCUGGUGCUUGUUAUGAUGCAGCUCGUGGAAUCAUACCUGGUCUUAAGGUUAGAGGAACAGACUAUAAGACAACAGAUGGUACAUGCAUUAGGGAUUAUAUAGAUGUCACUGAUCUGGUUGAUGCUCAUGUGAAAGCUCUUGAAAAGUCGAGGCCUGGGAAGGUGGGAAUCUACAAUGUUGGAACCGGAAGAGGUAGAUCAGUGAAGGAAUUUGUGGAGGCUUGCAAGGCAGCCACUGGGGUUCCUAUCAAAGUUGACUUCCUUCCUCGUCGACCUGGUGAUUAUGCAGAAGUCUUUAGUGAUCCAACUAAGAUAAAACUUGAACUGAACUGGACAGCCCAACACACCGAUCUUCAAGAGAGUCUGCAGGUCGCAUGGAGAUGGCAACGAUCACACCUUAAUGGUUAUGGUUCAUCUCUGGUCAAGUCUUCGUAAUGCAUUGACAACUUAUCGUUGUGGAAGAUUGACAUGAACCCCAUCACACAGCUUAACUUGUCGUGGAUUUUUUAGUAUCACUAGAGUAGGUUUUUGGAAGCUAAAGAGGGGUCUAUAUUUUAUCGCUCAUCUAGAUUGAAUACAUGACAGAGUUGUGUAUUAGCCAGCUUAUUUAUCCAGCCACUUAUGAUGUGUAUCUUAGUCUAGUAAAACAGAUAUUUAGAUCAAUAAUAGUUCUGGGCCAGGUAUAGCUUCGUCCCUCAUCUGUGCUCAUUUGAAUUUGUUUUUGUUGUGUUUUAUUCUUUUAUUUGUGUAUGUAUAUAGAUAACUGGGUUUUAUAGUUGCUCCAAUUUUGGAGAAAUGAAAGCUGCUUCAACAUACAA